This is a messenger RNA of Dendrobium catenatum, 963 nucleotides long. Its product is annotated as peroxidase P7-like. The transcript is spliced from 3 exons. NCBI's taxonomy places the organism in Eukaryota, Viridiplantae, Streptophyta, Magnoliopsida, Asparagales, Orchidaceae. Gene Ontology annotation, biological process: response to oxidative stress; hydrogen peroxide catabolic process. The record is from RefSeq and is a predicted model, not a curated record. The coding region runs from base 1 to 963 and encodes 320 amino acids. Gene Ontology annotation, molecular function: peroxidase activity; heme binding.
AUGGCCUCCAAUACUGUCUCAAGUAGGUUACUUGCUCUCUUUCUGUUGAGCUUGCUCAGUUGCAGGGUGCAAGCCCAGCUAUCAACAACGGGAUUCUACGCUCGCACUUGCCCAAAGUUGCAGAGCAUUGUCAGCUCAGCAAUGGCCAAAGCAGUGGCCAAAGAACCUCGCAUGGGCGCUUCCGUUCUCCGCCUCUUCUUUCAUGACUGCUUUGUUAAUGGUUGUGAUGCUUCAGUUCUUCUCGACGACACCUCAACUUUCACCGGCGAAAAGAACGCCUUCCCAAACCAGAACUCUCUUCGGGGCUUUGAAGUCAUCGACACAAUAAAAUCUCUUGUUGAAGCCUCAUGCAAAGCCACUGUGUCAUGCUCUGAUAUUCUCGCCCUUGCAGCUCGUGAAGGUGUUGUUCGGCUGGGCGGACCGUCCUGGACGGUGGCUCUCGGCCGCAGGGACUCCACGACGGCGAGCCAAAGCGCGGCAAAUAGCAAUCUCCCAAGCCCAGCCUCAAGCCUCUCAACGCUCAUCUCCGCCUUCGCGGCGAAGAAUAUGAGCCCGCGCGACAUGACUGCGCUUUCUGGUGCUCACACCAUUGGCCUGGCUCGCUGCACCACCUUCCGGUCUCACAUCUACAAUGACAAAAACAUAAACCCUAAUUUCGCUGCCCUUCGAAAGCAAAACUGUCCAUCUUCGGGUGGUGAUAACAACUUGGCUCCGCUUGAUCAACAGGGAGCAAACCGGUUUGGAGCCCAUUACUACCAGAACUUGGUGGGUCGCAGUGGACUCCUGCAUUCGGAUCAGGAGCUCUUUAAUAAUGGGACGCAGGAUUUAUUGGUGAGACAGUACAGUGCAAAUAUUCAAUUGUUCUUCAGGGAUUUUGCUUCAGCUAUGGUGAAGAUGGGAGCCCUUAGCCCGCUUACGGGCACCAACGGUCAGAUCCGUUUGAACUGCAGGAAGACAAAUUAA